AUGCCAGGUCCUCCAGCCAAGUCAAUCGACCGCCUGGAUGAGGCUGCACAGCUUCUGGCCACUCUGGUGAAUGAUGAGAACUUUGUAUCCAAGGUUGGCAAGUCCAAGUACCAGCUGUGGCAUGAGCUGUGCGACCUCAUCUCCCAGAACCCAGACAAGGUACAAUCCCUCAACGUGGAUGCCAUCAUCCGUGGAGGGCUUACCCGCUUCACUGACCAGGUGGGCAAGCUUUGGCGCUCACUGGCAGACUACUACAUCCGCCUAGGCCACUUUGAGAAGGCCCGGGAUGUGUAUGAGGAGGCCAUCCGCACUGUGAUGACCGUGUGGGACUUCACACAGGUAUUUGACAGCUAUGCUCAAUUUGAAGAGAGUAUGAUUGCGGCGAAGAUGGAGACCACAUCUGAGCUGCGACGGGAGGAGGAGGAUGACGUGGAUCUUGAGCUACGCCUGGCCCGCUUUGAGCAGCUUAUCAGCCGACGGCCACUGCUCCUCAACAGCGUCCGGCUGCGUCAGAACCCACACGACGUCCAUGAGUGGCACAAACGUGUGGCCCUGCAUCAGGGCCAUCCCCAGGAAAUCCUCAACACAUACACAGAAGCUGUACAGACAGUGGACCCCUUCAAGGCCACAGGGAAGCCACACACCCUGUGGGUCGCAUUUGCCAAGUUUUAUGAGGACAAUGGGCAGCUGGACGAUGCCCGUGUCAUCCUGCAGAAGGCCACCAAAGUGAACUUCAAGCAGGUUGAUGACCUGGCAAGUGUGUGGUGCCAAUGCGGGGAGCUGGAGCUCCGGCAUGAGAAUCAUGAUGAGGCUUUGCGGCUGCUGCGGAAGGCAACUGCACUGCCUGCCCGCCGAGCCGACUAUUUGGAUGACUCAGAGCCUGUGCAGAACCGUGUAUACACGUCACUGAAGUUGUGGUCGAUGCUUGCAGACUUGGAGGAGAGCUUGGGUACCUUCCAGUCAACUAAGGCCGUGUAUGACCGCAUCCUGGAUCUGUGCAUAGCCACACCACAGAUUGUCAUCAAUUAUGCCAUGUUCUUGGAGGAGCACAAGUACUUUGAAGAGAGCUUCAAGGCUUACGAGCGUGGUAUCUCACUGUUUAAGUGGCCCAAUGUGUCUGACAUCUGGAGCACCUACUUGACAAAGUUCAUCACCCGCUAUGGGGGGCGCAAGCUGGAGCGGGCACGGGACCUUUUCGAGCAAGCUUUGGAUGGCUGCCCCCCCAAAUACGCUAAAACCCUGUAUCUGCUAUACGCACAGCUGGAGGAGGAGUGGGGCCUGGCCCGGCAUGUCAUGGCUGUGUAUGACCGUGCCACAAGGGCUGUGGAGCCUGCCCAGCAGUAUGACAUGUUCAACAUCUAUAUCAAGCGAGCUGCAGAGAUCUAUGGCGUCACCCACACCCGUGGCAUCUACCAGAAGGCUAUUGAGGUGCUAUCUGAUGAACAUGCCCGUGAGAUGUGUCUACGGUUUGUGGACAUGGAAUGUAAGCUUGGAGAGAUCGACCGUGCUCGGGCCAUCUAUAGCUUCUGCUCCCAGAUCUGCGACCCUCGGACAACUGGGGUAUUCUGGCAAACGUGGAAAGACUUUGAGGUCCAGCAUGGCAAUGAAGACACCAUCAGAGAGAUGCUGCGAAUCCGCCGUAGUGUGCAAGCCACAUACAACACACAGGUCAACUUCAUGGCCUCACAGAUGCUUAAGGUGUCAGGCAGUGCCACAGGUACUGUGUCUGACUUGGCCCCUGGGCAGAGCGGGAUAGAUGAUAUGAAACUUUUGGAGCAGCGUGCAGAACAGCUAGCAGCUGAAGCAGAGCGAGACCAGCCUUCUCGGGCCCAGAGCAAGAUUUCAUUUGUAAGGAGUGAUGCAUCUCGGGAGGAGCUGGCAGAGCUGGCCCAGCAGGCCAACCCUGAGGAGAUCCAGCUGGGUGAGGGUGAAGAUGAGGACAAGAUGGAUCUGGAGCCCAGUGAAGUCCGACUGGAGCAGCAGAGUGUGCCAGCUGCUGUGUUUGGGAGUCUAAAGGAAGACUGA
Molecule: messenger RNA, 2025 nt
Organism: Jaculus jaculus (lesser Egyptian jerboa)
Lineage: Eukaryota; Metazoa; Chordata; Mammalia; Rodentia; Dipodidae
Product: pre-mRNA-splicing factor SYF1-like
Biological process (GO): mRNA splicing, via spliceosome; generation of catalytic spliceosome for first transesterification step
Cellular component (GO): post-mRNA release spliceosomal complex; Prp19 complex; U2-type catalytic step 2 spliceosome
Molecular function (GO): protein binding
Source: RefSeq, a predicted model, not a curated record